Messenger RNA from Merops nubicus (carmine bee-eater), 305 nucleotides. RefSeq names its product elongator complex protein 6-like. The record is from RefSeq and is a predicted model, not a curated record. Gene Ontology annotation, biological process: tRNA wobble uridine modification. The transcript has 3 exons. The annotation marks the transcript as partial. NCBI's taxonomy places the organism in Eukaryota, Metazoa, Chordata, Aves, Coraciiformes, Meropidae. Gene Ontology annotation, cellular component: elongator holoenzyme complex.
AUGGUUUUGCUGCUUCUUUUUCAGGGUAAAUUCACGUUGCUGUGUGAUACCAGAACAGAUGGCAGCUUCCUGGUGCACCAUUUCCUCUCCUUCUACCUCAGAGCUGGCUGUAAGGUUUGCUUCGUGGCACUGCUCCAGUCCUUCAGUCACUACAGCGUCGUGGCACAGAAGCUGGGAGUCAGCCUGACAGCUGCCAAGGAGAGGGGACAGCUUGUGUUCCUGGAAGGCCUGAAAUCCUGCCUUGACCUGUUGUUUGGAGAGGAGGAGGAGCAGUCAGGACAGCCCAGUCCUCUUCAGUUCCUCAG